Messenger RNA from Naegleria lovaniensis, 5166 nucleotides. RefSeq lists its product as uncharacterized. Gene Ontology annotation, molecular function: ABC-type transporter activity. The record is from RefSeq and is a predicted model, not a curated record. NCBI's taxonomy places the organism in Eukaryota, Heterolobosea, Eutetramitea, Acrasida, Naegleriidae. Bases 1 to 5166 code for a protein of 1721 amino acids. The transcript has a single exon.
AUGAUGAACAACACUUCUCAAUUACCACAACGACGUCGACACAAGAGUGUGAUCCCACUCUUCUUUGUGUUGUUAUUGGCAACCCUUCUUUUCUUCUCUCCUCACUUGUCCUAUCAACAACAACCCGCUUGGUGUCAAAAAGUAUUAUCACAACAAACACAAGAAUCCUUUUCAUUGUGUUCAUCAAGUUCUUCUUUGACUUCUACUGCUUCUUGGUGUUCACAACAAAAUUUCAAAUCCUCUCAACCCAUUACGUUCCGAGAUUCUGACAUUUUCAAUUGUGCCGAUGAUCGAUCCAAAUGUCUCUCGAAACUCAUUGGUACUGACAAACAACAAUUAAUUUCAUUGACCAAUGACAAUUAUAUUUGUAUGAAAGAUGUUUCUGGAGAUAACAAUAUGAAAGUAUUGAGAGAGGUAUUCAAUCCUACCAAUGGUUCAGUUUCACAAAUUGUUGACGAAUCUGCAACUUCACCAGAGAACACUCGUUGUUAUCACGUGACUGGUGUGAAACCUGUGGAAAUGGGAACCAACUCUUUGAGUGAAGUCUUGAUCGUCUUGACCAAUCAAUAUGUGUUUGCCUUGUCCAUGGAUACUGAAAAGGUCGUUGGAAGUGCCACCAUUCGUACCAGUGCCAUUCAAAAGAUGAUUGAAAGACCAACCUUGAUGGCUGUUGCUAAAAACUCCAAGAGUGAAGCUUUGAUUUAUGUGGUCACAGCUGAUCAGAAAUUGAAUAGUUUUUCAUUGAGUAUGAGUGGAGACGGUACCUUGACUCUUGUGGAUAAUCAAAAAUCUAUUGCUUUGAGAUCGUCGAGUUUAAUGAGCAAUUCAGAUGUGGUUCAAGAUUUCCAAGCCAUUACUUAUAAAGAUGCAUCAACCACAAUGACCAUGAUGGUCAUGUCUUUUGGUCCAAUCUCUGCCACCGAUGGUAAAGCUAGUACAAGUGGACUUUUACUUUUGAAAGCUGGUAAAACAAGUGUGAGAAAAUGGACCUUCUCUGAAAAGACGACUGAAAAGAAGAUUCACGGUUUCACACAUGGAACUUUUACCAAGACAGAAACAACAACAAGUGUAGAUUGUCAUUCUGUGAAAGCUUCUCGACCUCUCCUUUUCAUUGCCUCUCCUUCUCAAAUUAAUUUGAUUCAACUCUACGAUCAGGAACUUGCUGAAGAACUUGAUCUCGCUUCCAAGAAGACUCUGGUCUACACUCAUGGUGUCACUGGUGAAAAUAUUUAUAGUGUGGCUGGUUUUGCUGAAUGUUAUGGUGAUCAUUCGAAAACGUCACAAAUGAUUUGGAUGGUGGUUACGUUUGCUUCUUCAAGUGGAACUCCAAAUGGUGGCAUUGUUUCAUUCUUACUUCCAGAAGCUGCUUCCAUUGAUGUUGAAACAACUACUGAUGUCGAUGCAUUGGGUAUUACAACAUCCAAUGCCUGUCCAACUGUUUGGGAUGGAUCCAACGAACCACAAUAUAGAUCAUCUGGUAAUUGCAUCAAACGUCCAAGAACCGUCAUGAAAGCUUUGAGUGGAACCACAGCACUUCCAUCUCGAAUUGCAGUUGGAAUGUUCAGAAGUUCAGACAUGAAAACAGCAGAUCAAAACGCUGCUACUUCCUUCUAUCAUGUGAUCUUUGUUGCCAUGAGAGAAAGUAUUGAAGUUUAUCUCUUCCAAGAGAAGGCCUGUCAAAAUUCAGCCAAUACGAAUACUUUUAUAACUGUUCCAUUUGUGAAUACUCUUGCAUCCGUGUUGUACAGUGACGCAAAGGUCACUGAUUUAGCUGUCUCAAGUAAUGCUCAACACGUUUUUGCAAUUUUGGGAAGAAAGGCCUUUGAUAUUGACGGAAGAACUCGAUUGGAUGAUAUUUGCAAAUUAUUGGCCUCAUCAAGUCCUCCUUCUGCAUUGAGCUCAUUUACAGAAAUUUGUAAAAAGUAUCCAACCAAGUAUAAUGCUUUUGAUUUCAUUGGAUACUAUUCCAUGUGUAAUGGUGGAUUCAAUUGUCCAAGAUAUGGCGAUUCAGGAGAUAUGGUGACACAGUCAAUUACUACGAGUGCUCCUAUAGUCUCAGUUUCUCCUGGAAAUCACGUAAUUCGUCCUACUAUUACCUAUAAAUGUGAAAAGGGUUAUUACUGUCCAGAUACUAAAGAUGGACGAAGAAGAAUUUGUCCAAUUGGAUUCAAAUGUAAUGCUGAGCAAUUGGCUGCACCUGUGAAAUGUUCCAUUUCUUCAGAUUAUAGCAAGACUUGUGAAGUUGAAGGAAGUAUUGAUGAAACGAGAUGUCCCGAUGGUAAAGUUUGUGUCAAUCCCAUGAUGUCACUCUAUGUUCCUCCAGGUUAUUUCACACGAGAAGCUAGAAGCAGUCUCUUUGCAUGUCGAAGUGGUCAAUACUGUCCAUUGGGUACUCAAGGUUCAGACAAGAAUGGAGCCUUUAUUGUCAAUGCUUGUCCUGCUCUCAAUUAUUGUAGUAAUACUUAUACUGUGACACCAACUCCAUGUUUGCAACAAGUUGGAAACAAGACACAAUAUUGUCCUCUCGGAACUUAUGGAGAAGGUGAACACUUGUGUCCUCCUGGCUACUAUUGUCCAUCUCUCACUCAAAAAGUAUUGUGUGAAGAUGGUUAUUAUUGUCCAGAAGGUACCAAAGAACCUGUAGCUUGUACAGCUGGUAAUUAUUGUCCAACCACGAGUUCCAUGAUUUUGUGUCCAUCUGGUUUCUAUUGUGCUGCUGGUUCGACCUAUCCAAAACGUUGUCAAUGGUUUGCUUAUUGUGCUCAAGGUUCUGUGAAACAACAAAGUUUCUAUUUGGGUAUUCUCUUAAUGUUCUUGGUCGUGAUUCUCGUGUUGGUGGUGUUCAUUGUUGCUCGAUGCAUUACUGCCUCUUACAAGAAGAAGAAGAUGAAACAAAAGAAAAUCAAACAAGAAAAGGAAAUUCAAGGACAAAAUGCAUUGGCCAUGGUUGGAUUGAAUAUUGCAAACUUUAUUCAAGGAACUGAACCAUACAUGUACGAUUCGAGUGGAGGAAUUGUGAAUGAACCACCCUUCACAAAGAAGAAUUUUACCAUUGAUUAUGCUUUUGAGGAUUUAUCGUAUGUGAGAAAGAAGAGUGAAGAAGUCAUUUUCGAAGGAGCCAAUGGUCGCAUCUAUCACGGACGUACGACUUGUAUCAUUGGUGUGAAUGAUGAGGCAUCACUUGCAUUACUUUACACACUCGCUGGUCGUCAUCAUUUUGGUUUCGUUCAUGGUAAAAUUAUGGUCAAUGAACAAUUGAAGGAUCCUCAUGAAUUUAGAAAUGUCAUUUCAUUGGCUCCAAAACAAUUGAACAUGGCUAAGGAGUUGAAGGUUCAUGAAUUAUUGAGAUUCUCAGGUCAUGCUCGUUUGCCAUCUCACUACACGUAUAGUCAAGUUGGAAGACGUGUGGAAAGGACUUGUAAAGUUUUGGGAAUUGAAAACUUUAUGUAUGAUUCAAUUGGUUCUACAAAGAAACAUGGUCUCGAUGAAGAUUUGAGAGUUUUUGUCAAUUUGGCAGUUGAAAUGGUCUCUGAUCCAGUGUGUCUCUUUAUUGAAAAUCCAUUUGAUGAAAUUUCUCUCGAAAGAAAGAAAUUCCUUUGUAAGGCACUCAAAACAGCUGCUGACUCUGGUACUACUGUCGUUGUGACCAUGCAUCGUCCAAGAAAUGACAUUUUCCAACUCUUUGACGAUUGUGUCAUUUUGGGCAAAACUGGAAGUGUCGUUUAUAAUGGUCCAACCAAAGAUGCUCUUCGAUUCUUUGAAGAAAUUGGAUUCAAAUGUCCAAACUAUGCCAAUCCUCCUGAUUUCUUUAUUGAUGUUUGUUUGGGUAAUGUUGAACGACCUGGUGAUCCAAACUUUGAACCUGAACGUUUGUUGCACUUGUGGGAUUUGAAGAAGGAAGAAAAUUCAAAGAAAUGGGCCAAAUCAAGAGCAGGAAAGGAUGUCGAUCGUUCACAAGAGGAUCAACAACAGCAACAACAACAUGAUGAAGAAGAAGUCGGUGCUCAAGUCAUUGAUCCACAACAAGUUCUUGUCAAUAGUGAAGUUGCUCGUGAACGUCAACGAAAACCCAUUGGAUUCUUGGGUCAAUAUUUAUUGUUCUCACUUCGUGCAUUGCUUCAAUUAACUCGUCACUACAAGGGAGUGUUCUUUGAUUUCUUUUUCCAUUUCAUUUUGGCUACAAUUAUUGGUGCCUUUUAUUUCAAUAUGGAUUUCCAAGGACCAAUGAGUGACACUCUUCAAAAAUUAUGUCCUACCUUUAUUAGUAAUCAAUGUUCAUUGCCAAGAGUUGAUCGAAUUGCUCCAAUGAGUAUCAUUACAGUAUCUGCCAUUGCUAUUGCAGCCAUGCAAUCGUCAUUGAAAUGUUUUGGAGCUGAUAAGGAUUUGUAUCGACGUGAAGCAGAGAAUGGUAUUAACAAGAUGAGUUACUUUUUAGGAAAAUUGACAGGUGAAAUUCCAUCACUCUUGAUUUAUCCAUUGGUCUUUGUCACCUUUUGGUAUAUUUUGGUGAAUCCUGAAGCUGAAUUUUACACUUAUUAUGGUCUCUUCCUUUUAUAUGAAAUUGUGUUCAGCACUUUGGGAUAUUUCAUUUCAGUGUUUGUUCAAAGAACUCAUGCUGAAUUUGUUGGUGUGAUUUACAUUUUAUUGUCAGCACUUCUUGGAGGUGUUCAACCAACCGUUCGUUUAAUGACCAAGGAAUGGUAUUCAUUGAUCUUGAUUUGCUUGUCACCUGUCCGAUGGGGUGUUGAAUUAAUGUACACGGUUGAAAUUCGAAAAUAUCAAGAGAGUAAUCAAAGUGUUCAAACAGCAUUGGAUAAUUUCGGAUUCUCCUAUAGAGCUUACUUCCUUUCUCCUGUCAUUUUAAUUUGCAUUUCCAUCAUCUUCCUCGUAUUAUGUUUCAUUGGUUUACUUUUCAGAGAUCCUCAAGCAGUUGAACGAAUGAAAACACUGACUCGAGUUUACAUUCGAAAGGGUAAGAGACGUUUGAAGAGACUCAAGAGUGAGAGAAAGAAUACGGGUGAAUAUGUAUUCCAACAAGAAAGUGAAAUUCAAGUAUUGCAAGACGAUGAAGAAAGUGAAUCGGAAUCGGAUGAUGAAUUAUUACUUGCUCAAGAUGAAAAUUAUCAACCACCAGCGAUGGAAAGUAAUCAUCAGGAAGAACAAUAA